AUGAAUACGAAUGUUGUGCCAAUUCAACCUACUACGCAAAGUAACGUACAAAUGAAUGAAUGUGAAUUUUUUCAUUAUGCACCAAAUGAUGAUAGAUUCUAUCAUAUAACUUGCCAAAUUAUUUUACAUGGUUCUGUCUCCUUGGAUAAUCACAAUUAUGAUCAUGGAGUUGAAUAUUUUACUAAUAAUGUCAUUAAUCCACGACAAGAAGUUUUCAUUAAUAUUCCACAACAAGUUCCUGAUGGAUUACGCUGUAAUGAAAAUACAAAUACAUUUUGUGGAAAUGUCGGGAAUAAUGUAAUGAAAACACAAGCUGUUUCAAUCGCCAAUAGUCAAACCAAUAGUUUUCUUCAACCCAAUAAUCUCCUUUCGGCAUCUGCAGCGCCACAAAAUGUUAGUACUUAUCAUAUCACUGGUUCACCUCAACAAAUUGAUUUCAACAAUAUUCCACAACAAAUUAUUGAUAGAGAAAUGAGAUUGAAUUGUUAUAGAAAUGUAAAUUCAUUUCAUGGAAGUAUACUAGCGAAUAAUACACAAUCUGUUUUGACAACAGAUAUUAGUCGAAACUAUGGUAAUGAUCUAAAUGGAACUAGGCAGCGAGUUGAUCCCAACAAUAAUUAUGGGGACACAGAUUCAAACAAUAGAAAUAUUGGGAAUAAUAUAACGACAACGCAUGCUAAUGGCUUAACAUGCGAUCACCAGACUUACCAAGUUAAUUAUGGGGGCACAGAUUUUCAUAAUGGAAAUACUGUAACGACAAUGCAAGCUAAUGACUUGACAUGUGAUCACCUGAAUAUAAGUGACAAUCAUAUACAACAUCAUCAACAAUGA
Rhizophagus irregularis DAOM 181602=DAOM 197198 is the source of this 831-nucleotide messenger RNA. NCBI's taxonomy places the organism in Eukaryota, Fungi, Glomeromycota, Glomeromycetes, Glomerales, Glomeraceae. The record is from RefSeq and is a predicted model, not a curated record.